UCCAUAAAUUGUUGCGGUUUACAUUUAAAGUCGAAAGAAAAUCGACUAAACACAUUUCUAUACACAAGGAUUGAAGAUAGAGUAUUCUUAAACAUUAUGGUGACGUCACUGUUUAUUGCUGGAGUACUCCUACUAUAUAUAGUACCAAUCAAUACUAUCCUAGUUCCUCACAGUAUUAACCUCAGUAUCCGUCCUGUUCGCCCUGAUUGUUCUGUUCCAGAACCUGGGACAAAGCCGUUCUUCUUUGGAACCAACAACCUAGCCUGUAUGUUUCUGACAUCUUUUGGGAAACAUCGCAGGAAGCGGUCCCUGAAGAUUCCCGUCCACAGCAUUGUACAUAGCUUUAUAUUCUAUGACGGCUGGUUCGCUGAAUUCGGUACCAAGGAGACAACGUUACGCACACACACUCCCAGAUACCCACAUUGUGGACCUAAACUCAAUUUAAAGCCCGCAGGGUACUCCAGGUUGCCUUUUGACUGUCUUCGAAGAUGUGCCUCUAAAUACCAUCUUGCCUUUGGAAAAUACCAUCUCUUUAAAAACAAUUGUCAUUAUUUUUCAAAUCGAAUGAUGAAUAUAUUGUGUCAUGAAGUGACUUGUCCUCUGUGGUGCUUAUGACUGCUUAAAAUGUUAUCGGAAUAUAAAUUAGUAGGAAGAAGUA
Saccostrea cuccullata (small rock oyster) is the source of this 658-nucleotide messenger RNA. RefSeq lists its product as uncharacterized. The transcript has 3 exons. Lineage: Eukaryota; Metazoa; Mollusca; Bivalvia; Ostreida; Ostreidae. The record is from RefSeq and is a predicted model, not a curated record. Bases 97 to 615 code for a protein of 172 amino acids.